Molecule: messenger RNA, 2535 nt
Organism: Paramuricea clavata
Lineage: Eukaryota; Metazoa; Cnidaria; Anthozoa; Malacalcyonacea; Plexauridae
Source: the annotation of a GenBank genome assembly
AUGGCUGCACUGCAAUGGCUCUGCUAUAUUUUCAUUAUUUGUGGCAGUUAUUCACUGUUAUCUGAUAACAGGAAUAGCGCAAUCCCUAAAGAUUGUGCUGGGAAAGAUAGUGGGACAACAUCGGCGUCAAAUUUUUGGUGUUUUCUUGAGAAGUCAAGUUUUAUUUUGACUACUAACCUCUCUAGCUUGGUUGUAUGUGGACGAUCUAGCAUUGUAGGACUGUAUAUAAUCGAUGAUUUUGGCAGUUGUCAAACUUCAUGCGGGAGUACGACCAGUGGGGGAUUUGAUGAAAGGGAUUUUGAAGCUAAUGAGUGGAUUUAUUUUCGGCAAAGCAAGUUGUUGAGCAAUAUGAGAGUUUCUGUUAGUGGUUGCUUUUCAAGACGACGGGACAAAUACGUGCAGAUUUGCAUAUGCAAAGUUGCUCAUAAUAAAACCACUGAUCCGAAUUAUUCUACUAAAGUCAUUGAAUUGUCAUUGAUCUCAAGUGAUGUGAACGUAUAUAACUCCACUUAUCUCGUCUUCAAUAAAAGGGCUUUAGCUUUCCUCGCUAAAGAAAGACAUAGACGAAGCAAACGUCCCUGUGUUUAUUAUGCUAACAGCACUGCAACAUUUCAACUGUUGUUGGAAGGCGAUUUAGUUUUUAAACUAAAUCCUGGUCCUGAGUAUCAAAGAGCGAAGUCUACUUUUUCAAGACAUUAUACUUGUAAAGCGCGGCCGGGACGUAACGCCUCAAAUCUUAUUGAGAUACAACGUCUUCCACUGAAUAGAAUAGCACAUAAUAGCUGUUUAUCGCUUUGUUUAAUGAAUGCGCAAUCGUUACGAAACAAGACGACCGACUUCGUUGACUAUGUUUGUGAAAAUAAAUUUGAUCUAGUUGCUGUUACUGAGACCUGGUUACAGAAAAAGGAUGAUGCAGUGCGUGUCGAACUAUGCCCAGCGGGUUAUAAACUAGUUGAUCACCCGCGUUUAAAACGGGGAGGUGGGGGCAUUGGCCUUCUACACCGUGACUCUUUCAGAGUGACUAGAAUCAGAACUGGUGAAGAAGAGUCUCUUGAUUACUCUGAGCUUAUUAUACAGUUAUCAACCUCUUGUAAACUUAGGACUAUCAUUGUUUAUAGGUCACCACCUUCAGUAGGCCACAGGGCUUCUAUGAGCACUUUUCUGAAGGAGUUUUCUGAUAUCCUGGAAUCUGUCAUUCUAUCGAAGGAGUGUUUACUUGUCCUUGGGGAUUUUAACGUUCAUGUAGAUGACUCUAUUGAUGCUGAUGCUAUGAAGUUCCUUGAUUUGUUGGAUUCACUCGGACUUGAGCAGCACGUUACGCAACCGACUCAUAUCCAUGGUCAUACCCUGGAUCUUAUUAUCACACGCAAAAUGGAGUCACUCAUUGGGUCACCACCACGUAGCUGCCACUACUUUUCUGAUCAUGCAGCUGUUCAUAGCAGUAUUCGGAUAGAGAAGCUUGUGACCAAAGCUAAAAAAGUCACUUACAGGAAAACUAAGAAUGUGGAUCUGCAAUGCCUUAGACAAGAUUUAGCAGUGUCCGAUUUGUGCACGCAGGAACACGGCGAGCACUUAAUAACUAAUCAUGAAGGCCUUGAUAAGCUUGUCUGUAGCUACAAUACCGUUCUCAGCAGCAUAACUAAUAGUCAUGCACCCCUCAUAACGAAAGUUGUAAGAUCAAGGCCACAAGUGCCCUGGUACAAUCAAGAGAUAGCUGAAGCGAAGAGAAAGAGAUGUAGGGCUGAGCGAGUCUGGAGGAGAUCAGGGUCUGCUGAAGACCUAUUGGUGUUUAAACGAUUAAAAAAUCAUGUAACAUACAUCAGUAAUAAGGCGCGCAAGCAAUUUUAUGUGAACUUCAUAAACGAACAGGAUGGCGAUCAGCGCAAACUUUUUAAGGCAACUAAAGCACUGCUCUUGCUAAAAAGUGAUUUAUUCUUUCCUGACUAUCAUAAUAACACCGCUCUUGCAAAUCAUAUCGGAAGCUAUUUUCAUCGUAAGGUAAUUAAUAUUUGCGAAGAGCUUGAUGUUGCUCACGCUAGUCACGACGAGCGUGUUAGGGUGAUUGAUGAUCCUGAGUUUAGUACUGAACAUGAUCGAUUAUCUAACUUUAAGGAACUCACCCAGGAAGAUGUACAUCAACUUAUUAGAGCUUCAACCAAGAAAACGUGCAUGCUUGAUCCUAUGCCCACUUCUCUGUUAACAAAUUGCCUCGAGGAAAUUCUUCCAGUUAUCACAUCUAUGAUCAAUUCUUCUCUGUCCCUUGGAUAUGUUUCAACUGAGUGGAAAGCUGCUCUGGUCGACCCACGGCUAAAGAAACCUGGCUAUAAUGUCUCUUUUCCAAAUUUACGACCAGUGUCUAACCUACAAUUUGUGGCUAAAUUGACAGAAAAAGUGGUUUGCAACCAAACUCAAGAUCAUAUAUUGCGGUCGGACUUAUAUCCGGUGCUCCAGUCAGCUUAUCGGACAGGUCACAGCACUGAAACAGCUCUUCUGAAAGUCCACAAUGACAUCUUGUUAAAUAUGAACAAUCAGAAG